Messenger RNA from Lactuca sativa (garden lettuce), 2895 nucleotides. RefSeq names its product Helicase protein with RING/U-box domain-containing protein. Gene Ontology annotation, cellular component: nucleus. NCBI's taxonomy places the organism in Eukaryota, Viridiplantae, Streptophyta, Magnoliopsida, Asterales, Asteraceae. The record is from RefSeq and is a predicted model, not a curated record. Gene Ontology annotation, molecular function: ATP-dependent activity, acting on DNA; metal ion binding; ATP binding. Gene Ontology annotation, biological process: nucleotide-excision repair.
CCGCGACGACUGAUAACCCCCUCACUCAUUUCGAAGCAGAAACUCAUAUCCUGCCCCCCUUUUCAUCAAUAGAAACCCUAAUUCUGUUCCAUUCCAUUCAAUUGUUACGCGUCAUGAAGCUUCGUUCUCGCUCGUCUGAUCCUUCUGACAAAGGUAAGGGAAUUAUGGAUCUCUCAGACAAUGAAGACAACGGUCAUUUGUCUUCUGAGGACUCCGAUUACAACGAAUCUAGUUUUGAAGGUAUGGAAAAUGAAGAAGUGGUUCCAGAUUAUGUAACAGAUUCUGAAGAUGAUAAGCCAAAGAGAAGGAAAUCCGUUUCACGAAGGUGGAAGAGAAAAGCUCAGGAAAGUGUGGAACAAUCGGAUGAAGAAACGGUGGUUGAAGUUGAUAAUGUCAGUCUUGAAGAAGAAGAAGAUGUUGUUGAAGUUAAAAAAAGAACACACACAAAAAGGAAGAAGAAGACAAAACCAACAUUAUUAUGGGAAAUUUGGGAAGAAGAAACUGAGAACUGGCUUGACCAACAUAUGAAUGAGGAUAUUGAUUUAGAUAAUUUGAAUGAACUAGUGGCAGAAACUGUUGAGCCAUCACCUGAUUUGAUUAUGCCACUUUUAAGGUACCAAAAAGAAUGGUUAGCAUGGGGAUUGAAGCAAGAAGAAUCUCCUUCAAGAGGUGGGAUUCUUGCUGAUGAAAUGGGAAUGGGGAAAACUGUUCAAGCUAUUGCCCUUGUACUUGCUAAACGUGCACUUUGUCAUGAAUUCGGUCAACAAGUUGACUUUUCAAGUGAUUCUUCAUUGCCAUGUGUCAAAGCAACCCUUGUGAUAUGCCCAUUAAUUGCUGUCAUGCAAUGGGUCAAUGAAAUUGAUCGAUUCACUUCAAAAGGAAGCAAUAAGGUAUUGGUGUAUCACGGAGCCAAUAGAGCAAAAACAUUUUUUGAAUUUUCUGAAUAUGAUUUUAUCAUCACUACAUACUCCAUUGUAGAGGCUGAGUAUCGAAAAAACGUGAUGCCACCAAAAGACAGAUGCAAAUGGUGUGGAAAACUAUUUUACAAAAGGAAACUACAAAUUCACUUAAAAUACUUCUGUGGUCCUGAUGCUGUUAAAACCACAAAACAGUCAAAACAGAGCAAAAAGAAUGGAAAACUUGGGACAAAAUUGUCAUUGUCAAAGGAAGAUUUAUCAGAUGAUGAAGGUGAUUAUAAAAAGAAAAGCAACAAGAACAAAAAGCGCCAAAAGAAAGAGAAAUUUGAAACCUUGGUUCCUUCUGAAAGUCCCUCUUGUUCUGGAUAUAAAUCGGUUAUGAAAUCUAUCUUACACUCUGUUAAAUGGGAUCGCUUGAUUUUAGAUGAGGCUCAUUACAUAAAAGACAGACGUUGUAAUACAACCCGAGCUGUUUUUGCUUUAGAAUCUUCAUAUAAAUGGGCUUUAAGUGGGACCCCUCUUCAGAAUCGUGUUGGAGAACUCUACUCACUUGUUCGAUUCUUACAAAUAACUCCGUAUUCUUAUUACCUAUGUAAAGACUGUGAUUGUAAAGUGCUUGAUUAUAGUCCAAAUUCAACAUGCCCAAACUGCCCUCACAAAUCAGUGAGACACUUUUGUUGGUGGAAUAAAUAUGUUGCUAAUCCAAUUGCAAAUAGAGGGCGUAGUGAUGAUGGUAAAAGAGCCAUGAUUUUGUUGAAAGAUAAGGUUUUGAAAAGUAUAUUGUUAAGGCGUACUAAAAAGGGUAGAGCUGCAGAUCUUGCACUUCCUCCUAGAAUUAUUACACUGAGGCGUGACUACCUUGAUAUUACAGAGCAAGACUAUUACACUUCACUUUAUAGUGAAAGUCAAGCACAGUUUAAUACAUAUGUUGAAGCAGGAACAUUGAUGAACAACUAUGCUCAUAUUUUUGACCUUUUAACACGCUUGCGACAGGCUGUUGAUCAUCCUUAUCUUGUGGUGUACUCCAAGACUGCUGUUGCAAGGAGGGCAAAUGAGUCAAAACCCAUUGAUGAACAAGAUCAAGUUUGUGGUUUAUGUCAUGAUGUGGCAGAAGACCCUGUGGUGACAUCAUGUGAACAUGUGUUUUGUAAAUCAUGUCUGAUUGACUUUUGUGGAAGCUUUGGUCAACCAUCAUGUCCUUCAUGUUCAAAACCGCUUACAGUUGACUUCACUGCAAAAUCCGAUCAAGAAGAUCACAAAAAGGCUAAAACAACUUUAAAAGGAUUUAAGUCAACAAGUAUUAUCAACAGAAUUCGUUUAGAUGAUUUCCAAACAAGCACAAAAAUCGACGCCCUUAGGGAAGAAAUCAGAUUUAUGGUUGAAAGAGAUGGUUCUGCUAAAGGAAUUGUGUUCAGCCAGUUCACGUCAUUUCUUGAUCUCAUUAAAUAUUCUUUGGAAAAGAGUGGUGUGAAAUGUGUUCAGUUGGAUGGAUCAAUGAGUAUGUCUGCAAGAGAAAGUGUAAUUACAAGAUUUACAGAGGAUGGAGAGUGUAAAAUCUUUUUAAUGAGCUUAAAAGCGGGAGGUGUUGCUUUGAAUCUUACAGUUGCCUCACAUGUGUUUUUGAUGGACCCGUGGUGGAAUCCUGCGGUGGAGCAGCAAGCGCAGGAUAGAAUCCAUCGGAUAGGUCAAUACAAACCGAUUAGGGUUGUGAGGUUUGUGAUAGAGAAUACAAUUGAAGAGAGGAUUUUGAAUCUUCAAGAGAAGAAGAAAUUGGUGUUUGAGGGGACUGUUGGAGGGUGCAAUGAAGCUCUUGGAAGGUUGACUGAGGCUGAUAUGAGAUUUCUUUUUGCUAACUAGUUUGAUGUUUUAAAUGUUUUGAAGUUUGUUUACUUUUAUCAAUGUGUGGGCUUGUGGAAUAUAUAUUUAGCAGAAAGAACCAUCCUUUUUAAGUAAUCAAUCUAAGUUCUUUUGAAAAUUA